AUGGACAAGACCGACAGUCACCUACCUGACCUAGAGAAGUCGCCCACUGCGGCGUAUUCCAAGCUAGACGGCGACGUACCGUUUCAGGCCCCAGAGCAGCAACUGGAGAACAGCAACUCACUGUACGCGCGUCUACAACGUUGGGCCAGUCGCUUCAAGAUCGAGACGCGCGGCAUCGAGCGCGUCCCCGAGGACGAGCGCCCCGAUGACUCGCUUCUGAACGUCGGUAGUAUGUGGCUGGCGGCUAACAUGGUCAUCAGCUCCUUCGCCAUUGGUGUACUUGGCAAGUCGCUCUUCUACUUGGGCUCGGCCGACGCCUUCCUCGUCGUGCUCUUCUUUAACAUGGUGGGCAUUCUACCCGUGUGCUACUUCUCCACUUUUGGUCCGAUCUUCGGUCUACGCCAGAUCGUGCUCUCACGGUUCUGGUACGGCUGGCACGGCGCUAAGAUCGUGGCCCUUUUCAGCGUCAUCGCCUGUCUUGGUUGGUCUUGUAUCAAUGUCAUUGUCGGCGCACAAGUCAUCAACGCAGUAAACAACGACGUUCCGGGUUGGGCCGGUAUCACUGCGUGCACCUUCAUCGUCACGCUAUUUGGCUACAAAGUGGUGCACGCCUACGAGUUCUGGUCGUGGAUCCCAGCCUUUAUUGUCUUUAUGAUCGUACUCAUUGACUUCGGUGCAACAGUCUUCGGGCUCGCCAUCGGCUGGGCGUCGUACGCCGCCGACUACACCGUGUACCAACCAGUUAAUCAAAGCAAGUUCCUCGGUGUCGCUGUCAUGACAUCUACGGACGAGAGCAAUCCGGACAGCAAGUACCGUGAUGGCUACAAUGAGGCGGGGGCUGGCGGUCUCAUCAGUGCUGUGAUCGUGGGUCCACUUGGUGGCUUCGGUCAGUUCUACCUCGUCCUCCUGGCGUUGUCCAUCAUCGCCAACAACUGUCCGAACAUCUACUCGUUCGCUAUUACCGUGCAAGUUUUCGGAGAGUGGACGCGCAGCAUCCCACGCUUCGUAUGGACAUUGGUGGGUUCGAGUGUACUGGAGAACUUUAUGAAUGUCAUCGGCUACUGGAUGUCUGUGUACGCGUCGAUCGGUCUUACGGAACAUUUCUACUUCCGUAAAGGCUACUCGGGUUACAAUCCGGCCGACUACGAUAACCGCGAGAAGCUCCCGCACGGUAUCGCCGCCGUUUUCUCGUUCUGUGUGGGCAUCGUAGGCGCUGUCUUGGGGAUGAGCCAGACGUGGUACGUUGGCCCCAUUGCCAAACUCUGCGGCGAGAAGCCGUUCGGAGGAGACGUCGGCGUGGAGCUGGCGUGGCUGUUCUUCGUCGUGUCGUAUCUGAUCACGAGACCCAUCGAGCUGCAUUACUUUGGCAAAUAA
Molecule: messenger RNA, 1374 nt
Organism: Phytophthora infestans T30-4
Lineage: Eukaryota; Oomycota; Peronosporomycetes; Peronosporales; Peronosporaceae
Product: purine-cytosine permease, putative
Exons: 4
Coding region: 1-1374 (457 amino acids)
Biological process (GO): transmembrane transport
Cellular component (GO): plasma membrane
Molecular function (GO): transmembrane transporter activity
Source: RefSeq, a predicted model, not a curated record